This is a messenger RNA of Physcomitrium patens, 2294 nucleotides long. The record is from RefSeq and is a predicted model, not a curated record. Lineage: Eukaryota; Viridiplantae; Streptophyta; Bryopsida; Funariales; Funariaceae.
UUUCUUCACGACUUAUUACGAGAAAAGCCAUAGUCGCCCAAUUCCAACAACCUCCUUUUCCUGAUUCAUCCAUGUGAUCCCGUCACUUGUCCCUUUCAUCCAGAUGUGUUGAGUGCUUGGGGACCUCCGCGCUAUCGCUCUCGCACCCAUCUGUUUGGACCGCCUUGGUAGAUCCGUUCCUUCAAUCCCUGCUCCAGUUCAUCACGGCCUUUCGUUGUGCUUCGUGCAUGUAGGGUAGUAGCAAUUGAUCUUUGACAGCUUGUUUCUUCCAGACAUUCGCGCAGUUGAGAGUCAUUCUCUACUAUCACGGGUUGUGCAUAAUUCAACUGCGAGGGGGGGGGGGGGAGGGAUUGAGUUGAAGCUUGCCUUGGACCGUCGAUUGAUCGUUACAACCGAAGCUGUAACCGAUCUCCUCGAUUGUUUAUAAUGGACAGUGGUGUUCGAAUGUGAGAGGGUGUUGUCUCUGCAUUCACGGUGGGUUGGAGUGUGAGAAUGUAAGCUUCUGCGUACGAUCGAGGAGUUUGGGACGGCGUGCUCUUGAAACCAGAACUUUAGAGAAACACGUUAAAGGCGUCCUCCACUUUUGAUCAAAGGCUCGUCUUCGGAUCCUUCGAGCACUUCCAGGCAGCGAUGGACGAAUCAGGGAAUGCAACCUAUGUUGCAAAUGGGCAUGCGAACGGCGUGCAGACGGAGGAGAAGGAGACACACAACAACGAGGCCAGGUUGCGAGAGCUUCGAGAAUCGCUAGGGAAGGCAGAUGGUGACCCGUUGCGAAUGGUGGGCGUUGGUGCAGGAGCUUGGGGCAGUGUCUUCAUUGCCAUGCUGCAGGAUACUUAUGGUGCCUUCCGUGAUGACAUACAGCUGCGCUUGUGGAGAAGAGGGGGCAAGGAGGUAGAUCGUCAAACGGCGGAGCAUCUGUUCGAGGUGAUCAAUUCUCGAGAGGACGUUCUACGUCGCCUCAUUCGUAAAUGUGCUUAUCUCAAGUACGUGGAGGGCCGGCUUGGGGAACGGAUUCUGUACGCCGAUGAGAUUCUCCGGGAUGGCUUUUGUGUGAACAUGAUAGACACGCCCCUGUGCCCUGUCAAGGUGGUCACCAACCUCCAGGAGGCCGUGUGGGACGCAGAUAUUGUGGUUGCGGGUCUCCCCUCCACUGAGAUUCGGCGAGUUUUUAAAGACAUUGGUCGAUACUGGCGGGAGCGUCGCACUAUGCCCAUCAUCAUCUCCCUGGCGAAGGGAGUGGAGACUGCCUUGGACCCUCACCCUCACAUCAUCACUCCUACUCAAAUGAUUGUGGAUAUGACCGGCGUGCCUUCUGAAAAUGUUUUGUACCUGGGAGGUCCGAACAUUGCUUCUGAAGUUUACAACAAGGAGUAUGCUAAUGCACGGAUCUGCGGGUCUGAGAAAUGGCGGAAGCCCUUGGCAAAGUUUCUGCGCCAGCCACACUUUAUUGUGUGGGAUAAUCCUGACAUUGUCACACAUGAGGUCAUGGGUGGUCUUAAGAAUGUGUACGCCAUUGGUGCCGGAAUGGUGGGAGCUUUGACCAACGAGUCAGCUACAAGCAAGGCCGUGUAUUUUUCACAUUCAACAUCAGAGAUGAUUUAUAUCACACGUUUGCUGGCAGAAAACCCAGGUCCGCUGGCAGGUCCAUUGCUUGCAGAUACUUACGUCACGCUUUUGAAAGGUCGGAAUGCAUGGUAUGGGGGAAAACUUGCUAAAGGAGAGAUUACCAUUGAGACGGGUGAUACCUUCAGCGGAAAGGGUACAAUUCAGGGUAUAUCUGCAGUGGAGGCAUUCCAUGAGUUGUUGCGACAGCCCUCAUUAAGCGUAAUGCAUCCUGAGCUUGGCAAGCCAGUCCGACCCAUUGAGCUUUGCCCCAUCCUGCGAGCUUUGUACAAGAUUCUUAUUCAGAAAACGGCCCCUAUUACUGCCAUUGUGGAGGGCUAUAUGAGCGAAUAUGACCCCAGGCACCUUGUUGAACUUGAAGAUGCGUUCAUCCCCCAACUUCUGCGCCGUGAACCGCAACCGAAGCUUACACAUACUGAUUCGACACAGUCUGUAUAGUAUAAGAGGGUCGAUAAUCAAAUAUUUUCUUAAGUCUCAGGCUCUUUCUGCACGGGCCCGUUGACAAACCUUACUGUAAUUAUAAACAACAGAGGCGCUUGAUUAGAUCCCACUACUGAAGUUGAUGCACAUAUUUUUGUACAAGGUGUUGGCUGUCGUGAUUCUUCACAGAGCUCUCCCUCGCAGACUCCGCACACACUUUUCACUUGAGCUUGAUUUUAUUGCCUGACCAA